Hypomesus transpacificus is the source of this 3250-nucleotide messenger RNA. It is a transcript of the gene ppp1r12c, whose product is annotated as protein phosphatase 1, regulatory subunit 12C. Gene Ontology annotation, biological process: signal transduction. The record is from RefSeq and is a predicted model, not a curated record. The coding region runs from base 141 to 2258 and encodes 705 amino acids. Gene Ontology annotation, molecular function: phosphatase regulator activity; enzyme inhibitor activity; protein kinase binding. Lineage: Eukaryota; Metazoa; Chordata; Actinopteri; Osmeriformes; Osmeridae. The transcript is spliced from 20 exons. Gene Ontology annotation, cellular component: cytoplasm.
UUUGCGCUCUCACUACUCUCUCGAAUAGACCCCAGUUUCACACCCAUUGCUCGAUAUAAGGAAGUGAAAGUAUACACAUGGAGGGUGUGUCUUUUCCAUGAAAUAUAUAUUUUAUUUUAUAAAGUCCUCGUUGGAUAAUAAUGGGGGACGCUGCAAAGGUUAAACGGCGGGAACAGUUGAAGCGCUGGGCUGGCUCGAGCACGGACCGAGAACCGCCUGUGCCCAGACGAAGGUGGCGGGGCGAUGUCGAGGAUGUUGACCAGACGGAGGCCGUAGACAACGCCAAGCUAAAGGACCCUUCUCGGGAUGUAAAUACCACAGGGGAAGCCAGUCACCUACUCAAACGAAGGAGGCGAGUGAGGUUCGACAUAGCAGCAGAGUUCCUGGCUGCUUGUGCCAGUGGAGACAUAGAUGAAGCCAAGGAGAUGCUGAGAGAGGCGAGUGAGAUGGAGGGAAAGAACGGAGAACGUCACCAGGCAGAGAUUGUCAACUGUGCCAACGCUGACGGAAUCACAGCCCUUCACCAGGCAUGUAUAGAUGGGAGCAUGGAUGUGGUGUUGUUUCUUUUGGCCCAUGGUGCCAAUGUCAACCAGGUGGACAGUGAAGGCUGGACUCCUCUGCAUGUGGCCGCCACCUGUGGAAACCUGGAGAUCAUUGAUUUCCUCCUGCAGCGGGGUGCCUCCCUGUGUGCCGUGAACUGUGACGGGGACGUCCCCCUGGACAUUGCCGAGGACGAGGCCACCGAGUCCUUCCUCCAGGUGUACACACAGAGACAAGGUGUGGAUGUGGAGGCAGCUAAGCGGGUGGAGGAGGAGCAGAUCAUGACGGACGCCCGGGCCUGGCUGACGGAGGGGCUGCCCUCGAACCUCCGCCACCCUCGGACCGGGGCCACACCCUUGCACGUAGCGGCAGCCAAGGGUUACCUGGAAGCCAUCAAGCUGCUGUGCCAGUGCGGGCUGGAAGUGUCGGCCAUGGACUGUGACGGCUGGACGCCCCUCCACGCCUCGGCUCACUGGGGCCAGGGAGAGGCCUGCCAGAUCCUGGCCGAACACCUGUGCGACAUGGAGGCCCGCAGCAACGGGGGUCAGACGCCGUUUGAUGUCGCUGACGAGAGCGUAGCCGCCCUGCUGAAGGAGCUGUCGCUGAAGCAAGCCAACUGGCGUAACGAACAGUCGUUCGUGGACAGACUGAACCAGCCGGGAUCCGCCGCUGCCAACGCCCAGAGCAAACGGCGGAGGAGCUCCGUGUGCAGGAUGAGCAGCAGGGACAAGAUGAACGUCCAGGACCAGUCGAAGGAGAGGGGCGUGUCGGGAGGGUUGGAGCUGAACGAGGAGAGAGAGAGCGGCUCAGAGAGUUCCGCUGUGUCCAGUCCUGAUAGUGAGAGUGUCCCCACCCCCGCCUACAGCCCCGCUGAGAAGACUCCAGAGGAGCGGGAUGUGGAGGAGAAGGAGCAGGACCUGGCCAGCCGCACCGCCCGGGUCCCACCCACCCCCCAGAGGAGGGACAGCCCGGCAGAGAGCCCCAACAACCCCAACGCUGACAGGCGCAAGUUCCAGGCCCCAGUCAGAGACGAGGAAUCCGAGUUCCAGAGGAAAGCCCGCUCACGUCUCAUGCGACAGUCUCGACGCUCCACCCAGGGUGUGACCCUCACUGACCUGAAGGAGGCAGAGAAGACUGUUAAACCUACAGAGCCAGCGCGCUCCGUCCAGCCCGUCAGUCCCAUCGUCACCGUCACGCCUGCAGAGAGAGACACUGACCCAGUGAGGCUGGAGGAGCCCGAGGGAGAGUCUCGUCUGGGAGUGAGGGAGAGACGGAGGGGGAGGAAGGAGAGACGCUCCACUGGGAUCGUCCAGCUGCCUGGAGAGAAUGAAGACGAGAACGAGUUCUGUUUGGGUGAUUCUCACGCCAAGGACCCUCCGAGUGAGUCUCAAGCUGGGAAUUCUUCACCCGACUACAAGACGCUGUACUCGGAGGUGGUGGAGAAGAACAGCCUGCUGAAGGAGCGCCUGCAGGAGACAGAGCUGCUGCUCAGCCAGAGCAAGGUGGAGCUGGAGAAACUCCGACAGAGUCAAGAAGAGAGCAGUGCUGACAGACCGGCUCUGCUAGAACUGGAACGAUUUGAGAAAAGAGCACUCCAGAGAAGAGCGUUGGAACUGGAGGAUGAAUUAAAGGUUUUGGUGGACCUCCGAGCCGACAACCAGAGGCUGAAGGAUGAGAAUUCUGCCCUUAUCCGAGUCAUCAGCAAACUCUCCAAAUGAGCGGCUCGCCUUUUGCGAAAGACCCGCGAAGCAAAGUGUUAAAAGUAACAAAUUCCUUCUUUAGCCCAUCUCAAAAGGCACAAACCAGGGAACACAAGGUCCUUCCACUGCUCUGGUUUUGAAAGACCGACAGCACAUUAGUCUAUCGACUAACCAGGAACUGGAAAGACGAGAUGUUCAGGGUUAUUUCUGUGGUUUGGCCUCAAGUUAGUCGAUCCACUGUGUACCAAGCUGAACAGCACCUCCUAUGGAUUUACAGGGUACUGUAGGCCGUUCCUGUUAAUCUGUUUGAUCCUCACCGCUCUUAUUUUACUGGAAUAUUUUUUUAUGUGCUUCGCUUCUGCUUUAAAGCCAUGCAACAAAAAAAAAAACAAGAACAUGAUUAUAAUUGUGUAUAUACCACUAGACACCAAUGUUGGACAGGGCUAAUAAUGUCAAAGUCAGACAUUUGGUUCUAUGAACAAAUCAAGGGGACCUUAUUAGAAUUAGACCCAAAACAACAAAAAUGGUCUUGUAAAUGUGCCAAAAACAAAAAUGGUCUCCUCCCUCAUGUCUAGCUAGUAUUGCAUGUUCUUUGGGGAAAAGGUGAAGUGAUUGGUGUGUCUCUCUCAGGAUGAGUUUGGGUCAAUACUCAACUUGAGCUGACUACUGUAAAGUUGGACCAAACUGUAUUUUACUGCAUGUUUAUUUCCCUCUCCUGUGAAUGUAUAUUUAUGUGUAUAUUUAAGUACAUGGGCCCCUCUCCUGAUGCUGCGGUGGUCUCUAUUGUACAAGGACCAAGAUGGUGGGUGCUCAUAGUGUGACUGAGGCCUGUUGGUUCCUAGAUGCAGGCAAGAUGGGUCAAGUCUUUUUGAAUGUUUACUGCAAUUUUUUAAAAAGUAAAAUGCAUGCCAAAUUGUAUUUUGACAAUGUGCCUUUCUAUAUAUAUUUGUAAUUAAUAUUUCUAUUUUUCUUUGGCAAAAGUACACAGUCAAAAAUAAAAUACAGUAUGG